This is a messenger RNA of Pistacia vera, 1390 nucleotides long. RefSeq names its product coenzyme Q-binding protein COQ10 homolog, mitochondrial. The record is from RefSeq and is a predicted model, not a curated record. Gene Ontology annotation, molecular function: ubiquinone binding. Gene Ontology annotation, biological process: cellular respiration; ubiquinone biosynthetic process. Lineage: Eukaryota; Viridiplantae; Streptophyta; Magnoliopsida; Sapindales; Anacardiaceae. Bases 252 to 1019 code for a protein of 255 amino acids. The transcript has 5 exons.
UUAAAAAAAGUAGGUGAAAAUUAGGAAAAUAGAAACGUAGACGGCAACACUAAAACAAACUGUCACGUGCUCCAUUUGUAGACGAUACGUCGGAUAAUUUUUCUCCCUAUAUUCCUGAUUAAAGACGACAGCGGAUCUCCUCCGUUUUCGCUUCCCUGUCUUGAUUUUAUUUAGCCAUUGUAACUUUGUAAGAUUAGUUUUCUAUUGAGCCUCUUCGAUUAAAAUAGCUUUCGGAGUUGUUAGAAUUUACAAUGCCGCCAUUUAUGCCUGCCCCGAAAGCUUUCGGUGCCUUACUUUCACGUAAAAUCCGCAUAAGACAUUUGAUAACUCCUCCCAAACACGAUGGGCAAUUGCUGAAAAUUGAUCAAAUUCGACGGUUUAGUAGCAUAGCAGGGAUCCAGACCCCGACUGUCCAUAAAUUGAUUGGGACUACUAAGAAUAAUAUUGAUUUCUCGUUAGCUAAUUUGUACCAUAUUAAUAUUCUUCAAAGGAGGCAGUUUCUUGGAUGUGGAGACGGGGAAGAGGGUGGUGUCUUGUCCAAAGUAUAUGAAGAGCACCGUGUAUUAGGCUAUUCUCCAGAGCAGUUAUUUGAUGUGGUUGCUGCUGUCGACUUGUAUCAUGGGUUUGUCCCCUGGUGUCAGCGGUCAGAUAUACUGAAACACUACCCAGAUGGAUCUUUUGAUGCUGAACUUGAGAUUGGCUUUAAAUAUCUUGUUGAAAGUUAUAUUUCCCAUGUGGAAUUAAACAGACCAAAGUAUAUAAAGACAACUGUGUCGGAGAGUACCCUCUUUGACCAUCUGAUAAAUAUUUGGGAAUUCAAUCCUGGACCGGUUCCAGGAACUUGCAGCCUUCAUUUUUUGGUGGAUUUUAAGUUCCACUCACCACUUUAUCGACAGGUGGCAUCCAUGUUCUUCAAGGAGGUGGUCUCUCGAUUAGUAGGCUCUUUCAGUGAACGCUGUCGGUUGAUCUAUGGACCAGGAGUCCCAGUCCUUGAAAAUUCUUACAAACAAAGGGCAUGAAAGUUUGCUUGUCAAUUUAACUAUGACUGGCGGUGAAUGAACUCCUAUGAAGUGCAUUUUGAAUGAUGGGGAGAUCAAGUAGAAAUGGUCUUGCCUUGCCCACUGGGUGGUUUUUGUUUUGUAUACUGCUCAGGCACCGAUGUUUUCAUAAUCAUAAAAAGUUAAAAGAACCACAUUGGGUAUUUUAUUUUUCUCGUUCUCUUAACCUUUUGAUUAAUCUUACUCACAUAUUUACUUGAUUAGUGUGACUCUAGGCUUUCUGAAAUUGGAUAAAUUUUUUUUUUUUGUACUUUACAACCACAUCAGCUCUGAUUGGAUGAAAGGUUACAACAAUAAAUUAUUGUUACGAGAUUGUUUUCUGUCAUAAUAAA